Molecule: messenger RNA, 622 nt
Organism: Cynara cardunculus var. scolymus (artichoke)
Lineage: Eukaryota; Viridiplantae; Streptophyta; Magnoliopsida; Asterales; Asteraceae
Product: cytochrome P450 CYP72A219-like
Exons: 2
Coding region: 23-622 (199 amino acids)
Molecular function (GO): oxidoreductase activity, acting on paired donors, with incorporation or reduction of molecular oxygen; monooxygenase activity; iron ion binding
Source: RefSeq, a predicted model, not a curated record
ACAAGAUUCAAACUACUAUAUCAUGCAUACUAUCUCCAAGAUGAAAGUAAGUGUAACAGGAUGUGGUGUUGGAAUAGUAGUAAUUGUACUAGUCAUCUGGUAUGGGUGGAGAUUUGUGAAUUGGGUUUGGUUAAAACCAAAAAAGACGGAGAAGUAUCUGAAAGAGCAAGGGAUGAAGGGAAGCUCCUACAAGUUUUUAUUUGGAGACGUGAAAGAGAUGGUGAAGAUGGCAAAGGAGGCCAAAAAAUCUGGACCCAUGAUCAAUCUUACGAACGAUAUAGUUACUCGGAUCCAACCUUUCAUUCAUAAAACCGUCAGUACUUACUGCAAGAAUUUUGCCUUCACAUGGUUGGGGCCGAGACCUUGUGUGCAUAUCACCGAAUUUACUAUGAUAAAGGAGAUAUUAGCUAAUUACAAUAAAUUUCCGAAGCAAACCGGAGGAAAUCCAUCUAAAAAGUUUCUUAUUAAAGGUAUAGUAGCCACUGAAGGUGAUCAAUGGGUGAAACAUAGAAAAAUCAUCAAUCCAGCUUUUCAUGUCGAGAAGCUCAAGGUUUGUUCUUCUUGCCUUACGUAUUACAACAUGAAAGUUAAUGGUAUCAUAAAUCCGACCUUUCUUGCUUAA